This is a messenger RNA of Nicrophorus vespilloides, 356 nucleotides long. Its product is annotated as cuticle protein 16.5-like. The coding region runs from base 37 to 342 and encodes 101 amino acids. The record is from RefSeq and is a predicted model, not a curated record. The transcript has 2 exons. Lineage: Eukaryota; Metazoa; Arthropoda; Insecta; Coleoptera; Silphidae.
CAUCAAUUUGAUCUUCAACAAUCAAACAAACACAUCAUGUUCAAAUACGUUGUAUUCGCUGCUCUUUUGGCUGUAGCCUUCGCUGAUCCAGAACCUAAGGCUAAACCAGGUGUCUUGGCUGCCGCUCCAGUCGUUGCUACUCCGUUGGCUUACUCUGCUGCUUACACUAGUCAACUUGUCGGUGCUGCUUACGCUUCACCGUACGUCGCAUCUCCAUUGGCUUACUCUGCCGGUUAUGCAGCUCCAGUUGCUUACUCCGCUCACCCGGCUGCCUAUUCUGCUUACCCAGCAGCCUAUUCUGCUUACCCAGCUUACACUUCACCGAUUGUCAAAUAUUUGUAAAAAAAAAGCUGAAC